Molecule: messenger RNA, 1758 nt
Organism: Cylindrotheca closterium
Lineage: Eukaryota; Bacillariophyta; Bacillariophyceae; Bacillariales; Bacillariaceae
Source: the annotation of a GenBank genome assembly
AUGGACCGACAAAGAUUACUCCUGUUGUCCCUAUUGCUGUCAACAAGCAGUGCUUUUCUCUCGAAAUCACGAACAUCACCAAGGAAUAUAGGAUAUCCCUUGUUUUUAAGCGACGAUCUAUCGUUUGCAGACUUGGGCCUAAGCCCGGAGGUUCUGAGCUGUGUUGCAUCCCAAUCGGACUGGAGGACACCCACCGAACCUCAAAUAUUAGCUAUACCAAAACUUCUGGAAGUUGGAACCUCAAGUGAGCAUGUUAUUAUGGUAGAAGCACCUACUGGAUCUGGAAAAACAGCGACAUACGCGCUCCCGCUUCUUGAGAGUUUCCAACGAGGAUCACAAGAUGGGCGGAUUGCCGCGUUGAUUCUGUGCCCCACACGUGAGCUAGCAGCUCAAAUUGGAUCAGUGAUUAAAAAUCUUGCAAAUAAUGUGGCGAGCAAGAAGCAGAUGCGUAAAACUGUCAUGGUUCUGCACGGUGGUAUUCCCCUCCAGCCUCAAAUCCAGAGCCUUGCAGACUGCGCUCGUAAUGAAGAAACUAUUGACUUUUUGGUGGCGACUCCUGGCAGAUUAGUUGACGUUCUUACUUAUUAUCAGAAAGGAGCUGGGGAUUCAAGUGCGAGAGAUGCGGCGUUCGAAAGGCGUGUACUAGAUGCUCUUGACCAGCAAGGAAAACAAGAUGUUACACUCUCGAAGGAUCAGCUAGAAAUGCUGGGUCUAAAUGACUUUCAAGAAGAUGAUGGGCGGGCAGCUUUGGUAAACUUACUCAGUGACUUGAAACUAUUGGUAUUGGACGAGGCUGAUAGGUUACUUUCGCGACAAUUCGAGCCAGAAUUCAGGGCGGUUCUUGAUUUAUUGCCGAAGAGCAUUCCGAUGUGGAUGUUUUCAGCCACUUUUCCAAAGUUUUUGGAGCCAAGGAUGAACCACAUUGUUUCGGAGAUUGGGGCUAAGCAUGUACUGAAAAUUAAAUGCUCUAACGUAGAUCGAUUGCCACAUGAGCAGGAAGUGAGCUCGUCGUUGAAGCGAAAGUUGGAACGCAGCUCCACAUCUGCCGAAACAGAAACAAUGCAAAAGACUGGAUCUGCAUCCACUAUCUCGUUGCGUGCCAUUCGAUUGGAUAAAAAGGAUCGCACUCAAGCUUUGCUGAGUCUUCUUGAAGAUCAUCCUGAGUGGGAUCGCGUGUUGGUGUUUGUUGCAACAAGGUAUGCAUCCGAGCACGUCAGUCGUAAACUACGUCGAGGGGGCUUGUUUUCCAGUGAGUUGCAUGGGAAGCUAGAUCAACAGGCAAGAGAGCGGCGACUAAACGACCUUAAAAAAGGCAAAAUUCGAGUAUUGCUGGCAACUGACGUAGCAAGUCGCGGUUUGGAUGUAUCAGGACUUCCUGUAAUUUUCAACUAUGACCUACCUCGUUCUACAGCUGACUUUGUUCACCGCGUCGGGCGGACUGGAAGGGCAGGAAAGACUGGGACCGCUGUUUCCUUCGUGACGGCCUCUAGCGAAGAGCACAUGGAAUUGAUUGAAAAGCGGCAUUUGAACCAACAUAUCGAGCGAGAAACUCUUCCAAGAUUCCAGCCUGACGAAGAAAAAUGGAUGGUCGAGGUUGAAGGAUCUAGAACUGGUUUACCUGGAGUUCAACACAGCGAAAAGGGAUUGGCACAUGACCGAAUGUUCGGAGGUAUUAAAGGACGGCGAAAAUCCAAGAAGGAUAAACUGCGUGAAGCAGCUGCAACGAAGGAAAGCAAAGAAACGAAAAAAGGAACUUGA